Sorex fumeus (smoky shrew) is the source of this 748-nucleotide messenger RNA. It is a transcript of the gene PUDP, whose product is annotated as pseudouridine 5'-phosphatase. The transcript is spliced from 4 exons. NCBI's taxonomy places the organism in Eukaryota, Metazoa, Chordata, Mammalia, Eulipotyphla, Soricidae. Bases 29 to 724 code for a protein of 231 amino acids. The record is from RefSeq and is a predicted model, not a curated record. Gene Ontology annotation, molecular function: phosphatase activity.
GGCCCCGGCCCCGCAGCGCGUUCCCGGGAUGUCGGCGCCCGUGCGGGGCGCGCGGUCCGUCACGCACCUGCUGUUCGACAUGGACGGCCUCCUGCUGGACACGGAGCAGCUGUACUCCACCGUCUUCCAGGACAUCUGCGGGCGCCACGGGAAGACGUACUCGUGGGACGUCAAGUCCCUGGUGAUGGGCAAGAAGGCCCCGGAGGCCGCGCAGGUCAUCGUGGACACGCUACAGCUGCCCAUGACCGCCCAGGAGCUGCUGGACGAGAGUCAGGAGAAGCUCAAGGACGUCUUCCCCACCGCCGAGCUCAUGCCAGGGGCCGAUCGGCUGAUCCGCCACCUCCACAAACACCGGGUGCCCAUCGCCGUGGCCACCAGUUCGGGUGCCACUUCCUUCGAGCUGAAGACACGCCGCCACGGCCCCUUCUUCGGCCUCUUCCACCACGUGGUGCUGGGUGACGACCCCGAGGUGCGCAGCGGCAAGCCACACCCCGACAUCUUCCUCGCCUGCGCCGGGAGGUUCUCGCCGCCCGCGCCCGCCGACAAGUGCCUGGUGUUCGAGGACGCACCCAACGGCGUGGCGGCGGCCACGGCAGCAGGGAUGCAGGCGGUGAUGGUGCCCGACGCCCACCUGAGCCGCGAGCUGACCGGCCAGGCCACCCUGGUGCUGGGCUCCCUGCACGACUUCCGGCCCGAGCUCUUCGGCCUGCCGCCCUUCGACUGAGCUGGGCUCCCCCUACACACACAC